UAUCUGAGCCCAUCUUGUCUCCUUGAAGGCAGCAAAAAGCGUUGCUGCCAUAAUAGCACUUCAUGGCUUUACUGUAAUAACCUGGUGGCAGAGAAGGCAUGAUUUUGGGACUCUCAGUACCCUGAGAGGACACAGGCUGCUGCUCUUGCCAGCAAGAGGGUAUCCUGGAAGAACUGGCCUCUAUGCACCUGCCUGAGGAUGAGCUACAACACAACCAAAAAUGCAGCAAUUGCAGCAUCAGAAUCACUAUGAGCAAGACCGGAGUGCACUUAAGCGGAAAGAAUGGGAGAGAAGAAACCAGGAAGUCCAGCAAGAUGAAGAUCCAGGAAGUCCAGCAAGAUGAAGAUCUCUUUGCUUCAGGUUUUAACCUCUUUGGGGAACCCUACAAGACAAAUAAAGGCGAUGCCCUUGCAAACCGUGUCCAGAACACAUUGGGAAAUUAUGAUGAGAUGAAGGAUCUGUUAACCAACCACUCCAACCAGAGCCACCUUGUAGGAAUCCCAAAGAAUUCUGUCCCACAGACACCCAUUGACAAAAAUGAACAGAACUUUUUCCCAGAACCAAGGAACAGGAUGAUCCCAUCUCAUCAGAUCAGCGGCAACUCAUCAACAUCAAUGCCUCCACCUUCUUCAUUGUCAUCUAACUCUACUUUGCUACACAGCCACCAGAGCAGCAGGAAGUCGAGGACAGAUUGGUCACGCAGUGGUCACAACCCCAGUGGGGCCCAACCAAGUCAAUCCAGUGGCCAGCAGAGUCGGACAAAGCACAGCUCUUCUCAUGACCAGUCACAGGGCAGGUAUGAAGAUCUCUAUAAUUGCCAGAGUGAGCAGCAUAAAAGUGGGGGAACUGAGGAAGCAAACGCUAUGGCAACAUCUUCACAUUCGAGGAGGCACACUCAUGCAAAGUCAGCUCCUGGAGAACACACUUAUAAAGAAAACAGUCAUUCAAAGUCACCCACAGAGCUUGAGUUUGUAGGCCAUGGUCCUGGAUCUCCACUUCCUUCCACUUCUUUGUUAACUGCAAACAAUGGUCUUUCGACUCAGAAUUUCCCACCAGGACUUCACUGCAAGAACAGCAUGGUCCAGCAGAAGCCUACGGCUUACGUCAGGCCUAUGGAUGGUCAGGACCAGGUACCCAAUGACUCACCCGAACUGAAACCCCCAAUAGAAAUUGAGAGUGGAUAUGGAAAUCAGUCUUUUGGAACUCUGCUGGAAGGAAAAGUGAACACACCUAGUUCGAAGAACAAAGUACCAAAGCUCAACAUUCCUCCUGUUAGUGAAGUUGCCCUUCCCAAUGAUUCCAGCUGUGUGGAAGAAAUACUGCGAGAGAUGACCCAUUCCUGGCCUCCUCCUCUUACUGCUAUUCACACUCCCGGCAAGGCUGAGCAGACCAAGUUUUCUAUCCCAAACAAGGACUCCCAACAUCUGACCUCAGGAUACAAUGUACAAAAGUGGAGUGAUCCAGCAGGGAAAGUUCCAACUAAGUCAGUGCCACAGAAGUCAAUGCUUGAGGAUGAUCUGAAACUCAGCAGUGAUGAAGAUGACAAUGAACAG
Messenger RNA from Cyanistes caeruleus (blue tit), 1553 nucleotides. Lineage: Eukaryota; Metazoa; Chordata; Aves; Passeriformes; Paridae. The record is from RefSeq and is a predicted model, not a curated record.